AGUAAAGCAUAAACUUUUGAUUUGCAGGUGAUUGUUACUUCUAUUAGUUUCAAAAUCAAAAAUGAAAUUCUUCAGUAUCCUUGUUUUGUUUGUCUGUUUUACUGUAUCCAUUUAUGCAGAUGGAAGUUAUAGACCAGAAGAUUGCUUUCUACCUGUUACUAUUGUAUACGAAGCAAUGUGUCUUAUUGCGUCUAGAACAGUAUGGCGAUGGGACGUAAAAACCAGGUCUUGUGUAACCGACAUGACUCAUGGAUGCACUAACACUAAGAACAAUUUCAAAACUGAAGAUGAGUGUAACGAGAUAGCAAAACCAGUUUGCGAAAAAUUACUGGCAAAUUACCACAACAAAUAGAACCACAAAAUUCAACCACAAAACAUAAUUUUUAUGAGUAAUAUAUUGUUUACUAUGUCUAUAAGUGUAUUAUUAUAAUCAAUAUAAUGAGUGUUACUCCUGUAGUUUAAAAGUAAAAGGCGAAUAAUUGUGACACUUAAUUCCAAAAUGCUGCUUUUUAUGUAUUAUGCAUUUUGAAGUUAUACUUCCAUACGCACGGUCGGCGUUGGAAAUUUGCGUGGGAGUGAAUCUGUGUAACCAUUACAUAUGUAAGAUAAUGAGUAGGAGAGAGACAGAAGAUAUAUUUUCUCUCUCUUCCUCUCCCGAAAAUAAAAAUGUUCGUUUUGUAUAUAUAUAUAUAUAUAUAUAUAUAUAUAUAUAUAUAUAUUUAUAUAUAUAUAUAUAUACAGUGGUGAGUGCCUUACCACCCGGCUUUUUAACGUAAGAGAUAGAAAACACAGUUACCUUGUGAAAUAAAAGGAGAUGAAACUCGUAGAGGUGGGAAAUAAUCGAUAGAAACCUAUAAUUUACAUUACAUUACAUUACGACUAUCGAUAGUCUCACACCUUUAGACGUUACCUUCGAUCUAAAUCACCGCGGUCAUAAUUAUUAUGUUUGACAGUUUGACGUCGUAUGUGUGACGUAUUUCCAUUUUUUAAUUUAGAUAAAGUAAAAACUGAUUGACCACAAUAAAGCAAAAAUGUGAAUAAAAUAAUUUAAUUAAUAGUGAUUACUUAUUCUAAAGUUUUAAAUUAUUAACCAAGAAUAAUUUCUACUAUGAUUUGAGGAGUUUCAUACACUCUUGUCACAUAAUAAUUAGCAAUCCUUCGUGGAUUGGUGGUAAGAAUUAGAUGAUUAGAGUUCAAAACCUACAUGAGCUUUUCUUUUUUCUUUUUUUAAUAAUUUGAAAUUAUGCAGAGAUGGUUUUGCUUUGAAUCACUAAACAUUUAUGUCAGUCGUUACUAGUAUUUGAAGUGUUUAAAGUUAAACAUAAAUAUCUUAUUGAAAAAAUAGUGUCGUCGUACUUUCGAAAAUAAAGUAAAAAUUCUUCAAAAUUAAAAGAAUGUUUAAAUAAGUAAAAAUUUUACAAAAAUAAAAAAAUAUUGUAAAUAAAUGUAUCUACAAUAUGUUCAAAUAAGCCUUCAUUAGCAGCAGAAUAUUAACCCAAACUGUCACAAAAGAAUUAUAAAAGUCUGAUGGAUCAGGGUUCAAGGCACGAUGUACUCAUGCAGGCGGUUAGGGUUCAAAUCCUACACGAAGUUUUUACUUUUUUAAAAAUUUGAAAUUAUGCAGAUAUUAUAUCGUUUUGCUUUAAAUCAUAAAACAUUUAUUUCAGUCUUUAUUAGAAGUGUUUAUAGUAAAACAUGAAAAUCUUAUUGAAAAAACAAUGUCGUACUUUCGAAAAUAAAGUAAAAAUUCUUCAAACAUAAAAGAACGUUCUAAAUAAAUGUACUUACAAAAAAUGUUUAAAUAAGCAGAAAUUCUAUAAAAAUAUUCUAAAUAAACGUAUUUUAUUCUAAUGAAAUGUAUUUACAAAAAAUGUUCAAAUAAUCCUCCAUUAGCAGCAGAACAAUAACCGAAUCUAUUAUGAAAGUUUCGUCUAACAUUAGUUAAUGUUUCUGGACUAAUACCUCUCAUUGAAUCAGAGAUCUUUUCUCUUAAUUCUUGGAGAGAAUUAGGCCUAUCCUCUUCAAUUCCAUAUAGUUUGGACUUGAUAUAUCCCCACAUAAAAAAAUCACAAGGUGCAAUAUCAGGUGAUCUUGCAGGCCAAAAAAUAUCUCCGUGUCCACUAAUCAAUCGAUUAGGAAAAGUCGCACUGAGGUAUUCACUGACGAUGCGAGUAUUAUGUGCAGGACAACCAUCGUGUUGAAACCAUAUGGAAUCGAAAGGAAUUGGUGAAUUACGAAGGGCUGGGACAAUUUGAUUUUGCAGAAGUUCCAAGUAUUUCCGCCCAGUCAAUAUACCGUCUAUAAAAAAUGGACCAAUGACAUGAUUCCCUAUUAUGCCUCCCCAAACAUUUACUUUUUGAGGACGCUGGGUACGAGCGACAUAAAUCUGACGAGGAUUUCCUCGGGACCAAUACCGAGCAUUCAUUGAAUUGUGACGGCCAUGCAAUGAAAACGUACAUUCAUCGGUGAACAAGACGUUCCCUAAAAAAUGUUCAUCUUGAUGUGACAUUUCCAUUGCAGUUUGACAAAAUUCUAAACGUCUAUAUUGAUCCCCAGGGAAUUGUUCGUUGGAUUUAUGAAGUUUAUAGGGUCGGUAUCCAUGUCUUUUCAAAAUUUUACCAACUCUAAAUCUUGAAAUUCCAUAUUGUUCUCCGAGACGAGAUGUUGAUUGGGUAAGAUUUUGCUCAAUACUUGCACAAAUCAAAGUGUCCCUUAGUUCCAAAUCUGGAUUUACCUCCCUUCGUCUACGAACUGCUCUUGGAGCGAACACGGAUCCAUAAGUAAAAACUUACGUAUAAUAGAUUGAAUUGUUGAUCGUGAUGGAGCCGGCCUAUUUGGAAACAUAUUUACAAAUUGUUGUCUAAUCAUGUUGUCUGAGAAUCCAUUCACAUACCAGACAACAAUUUGCACUUUUUCCUCGACCGUUAAAACCAUUUUCACGAAUUGUUUUUUCAAUAAAAAGUUUCUGUUUACCGUGCAAAAAGACUUCUCGAUAUGUUAUUAUUUGAUGGCUUAAAGGCUUCGCUUCGCGCGCAUCCAUUCCAAUGUUGUUAAUUGUUUUGAAAAUCAUUACCUGUAAAGAGGAAUUGAUAUUAACAUUCUAAAGACUGUAUGAAUUGAAUUUGAAUUAUUUUGUAUUUCCGUUUUAUACCAUUGGAAUAAAAAUAAAUUGUAAAUAAUGAGUUUUUCGAAAAUUUGUUACCUAAUAUGUAUCAUAUUUUCUAUUAUUUUUUUAUUGAUAAAACAAAAAUUUUAUCCUUGGUGUGAAUUGAACCCCAAUUUACUCGUCAAUAGACAACGUCCCUAACCACUACACCAAUUUCACAUGCAUUAAUUGUUUUCGGACAAAACAUACCUAGCUUUAUUUUAGUCAAAUAUUUCAGUUGAGUUAUUUUUACUAUUAAAUAAAUUUAAAGAUUUAUAAUUUAAAAUCGCUACUAAUUAAUGUUUUUUACUAUAAUAUAUCUUAAUUUAUUCAAGUAUUUAUUCUAACAUCAGAAAUUAUUAAAAUAAAAUAUUUUUGAGGUUAUCCGUAUAAUUAUGACUGAAGUCAAAUAGCCACGUAUAACGUCUAAAGGUGUGAGACUGUCGAUGGUGGUAAUGCAAUGUAAUGUAAAUUAUAGGUUUCUAUCGAUUAUUUCCCACCUCUACGAGUUUUAUCUCUUUUUAUUUCACAAGGAAACUGUGUUUUCUAUCUCUUACGUUAAAAAGCCGGAUGAUAAAGCACUCAUCACUGUAUAUAUAUAUAUAUAUAUAUAUAUAUAUAUAUAUAUAUAUAUAUAUAUAUAUAUUUAUAAUAUAAUAUGUAUUAAUAUUAUUAUUUAUGCGAUAUAUUUUGUAUUAUUUAUUAAACGUUUAUAAUUAUUUUAGGCUUUUGUAUUUUAGAAUAAUCACUGUUUGACCGAGAACUGUCAAUUUUAAAAUCCGUAAGUGUCAUCUCUAACUGGCAAAUCCUUUACGUGUUUGGUUCAUACGCUAGUGUUUGUGAGUUCAAAUCCCAAUAUGAAUUUCCUUUUUUAUUUUUGAAAUAUUUAAAAACCUCACGUUAAUCUUAUUAAAUAUAUGUAAUAUACAUAAAAAUGCUAAAUUUUAAAAUAAAAUAAAAAUUUAUAAAUAAUCCGAGUUGUUGGUUUUCUAUUUUUAUCUUCGUAAAGUAAGUUAUGUAUAUUGGCAGUUUUAAAUACUUAUGAAUAUUGCAUUUUAAUUUAUAUUGUAUUAUUAUAUUGAAUUAUAUUGCAGUGUAUUUAUUGUAUUGUAAUUUUUAUAUUAAUAUUAAAAUAAACAAUAAAUUUUAUUACAGAGU
Messenger RNA from Diabrotica balteata, 4303 nucleotides. The record is from the annotation of a GenBank genome assembly. Lineage: Eukaryota; Metazoa; Arthropoda; Insecta; Coleoptera; Chrysomelidae.